UGGGACGGGAACUCCAAAAUGGACAACCCGAAGGAUGCGCCAGGGAAGGCGAGCCGGUGGUUCGGGGUCGCGCAGUCCAAGUCUGCCAAGACAAACGUGAAUCUUCUGCACCAGGAGGAGUUGAUAGCACAGAAGAAGAAAGAGAUCGAGGCCAGGCUUGAGCAGCAGGCGAGGCAGAAGUGCCCCAGCAUCCCUCUGCUCGGGGAAGAUGAUGGUGCUGAGAACGAAGCCUCUGUUUCCAAUAAGUUUGUUAACGAUGGCAGUUUCCUACAACAGUUUCUCAAGCUGCAGAAGGAAAAGUCAAGUACUGAAACUCCCCCGAGUUCUACUGAGAACUCGGCACCUGCUUCAGCAGCAAAUGCUGGGAAGAAGCCUGGGCUGUUUGGGAAGCGGGCCGGGCAGGUCCUGAGCAGCAUGCUGCACCAAGCACGGAGCUCCUCCCAGCCCAGACAGAGCCCAGGCACUGCUCGCCACAGUGUCUUUCAGUCGCCAGAUGAAGAUGAGGAGGAAGAUUAUGAGCAGUGGCUGGAAAUUAAAGUUUUACCCCCAGAGGAUGCGGACACCCGGGCAUUGGUGGAAAAGCUGGCUAGGUUCGUGGCUGAAGGGGGACCACGGUUAGAGAAGGUCGCUAUGGAGAACUACAAGGAUAAACCAGCCUUUUUGUUUUUGCAUAAUAAGGAGAGCAGAGAAUUCCUUUACUACAGAAAGAAAGUGGCAGAGAUAAGAAAAGAGAAACAAAACUUACGGCCACCCCCUCUUCCAAAAGUUUCACCCCCAGACGACGAAGAGAUAAAGAACUCUGCAGAGAAACUGGCCAGGUUCAUAGCAGCCGGGGGGCCAGAGAUGGAAGCUAUUGCUGUGCAGAACAACAGAGAGAACCAUGCUUUCAGGUUUCUAUAUGAGCCAAACAGCAAAGCCUACAAGUACUACAAGCACAAGCUGGAGGAGUUCCGGAAGGACAAGAGCAUCACUGCAAGUGCCCCUUUGCCUGAAGAGCCCAGUCAGAAAAGGAAGAGCAGCCCUGAGACAUCCCCGUCAGUUAUGGGCUUACCAGCUUUGCCUUUGCCCCUGCCCUUGCCCUCAGCUUCACCAUCAUCCUCCUCUACAACUGCACCUGAUGAGGCAGCUGCAGCUACUCCUCCAGGCACUGUGAAGAAGAAGAGGAAAAGCAGGUGGGGGCCGGAGGAGGAGAAGGUUGAAGUACCUCUGCCACAGCUUGUCCAGCAGCUGGAGUCUCCUGCCCCUCUCACAGUUCAGGACCUCAAGGGUCUUGGUUAUGAAAAAGGGAAACCAGUUGGUUUGGUGGGUGUGACGGAGCUCUCUGAAGCCCAGAAGAAACAGCUGAAGGAGCAGCAGGAGAUGCAGCAGAUGUAUGAUAUGAUCAUGAAGCACAAGCAAGCCAUGCACGAUAUGCAGAUGAUGUGGGAAAAGGCAAUCCAGGAGCACCAGUAUGACUAUGACAGUGAUGAAGAGGUAGACAGUGAGCUGGGAACAUGGGAGCAUCAGCUUCGGCGCAUGGAGAUGGAUAAGACACGAGAGUGGGCUGAGCAGCUGACCCAGAUGGGCAGAGGGAAACAUUUCAUCGGAGACUUUCUUCCACCUGAUGAGCUGGAGAAAUUCAUGGAGACAUUCAAGGCACUGAAGGAAGGACGGGAGCCAGAUUAUUCCGAAUACAAGGAGUUCAAACUGACUGUGGAAAACAUAGGUUAUCAAAUGCUAAUAAAGAUGGGCUGGAAGGAAGGCGAUGGACUCGGUUUGGAUGGACAGGGGAUUAAAAACCCAGUCAGCAAGGGAACUGCUACUGUGGAUGGAGCUGGUUUUGGCAUCGAUCGUCCCGCUGAGCUCACCAAGGAGGAUGAUGAGUACCAAGCAUUCCGUAAGCGAAUGAUGCUCGCCUACCGCUUCCGACCAAAUCCAUUGAACAACCCGCGACGACCUUACUACUGAGAAUGCUUUUGGGGGACAACGUGUUUUCAAAUCCAGUUGUAAUUUUUCUGUGAGAUGUUAUUAAACUGCAUUAUCAGUCUCUUAUUUGCUAAUAUUGUAAAACUCUUCGGAGUCACGAUACCAUCUGUCACCCAGAAGAGCCCCCUCGAGUGUCACAACAGCCGUGUCAUAACAAGGCCUAGGUGGUGCUUGAGGAGGAGAAUAGAGCAGGUGAGAACAGACCUUCACAUGGUGCCCUGCUGACAGGGGAAGGGUAGCACCAAAGAUACUAGUAAGUAGUUCAGGGACUUCAUUUGUGUUUAGCUCAGUGCCAUGUUACAGGGAGUGCAUUUUGUGUGACUCUGCAGAUCCUCUGCUGUUCGGAUGUGCAGCUUGUGCUGCUUUAGGUUGGUUGGUUGGGUUGUUAAUGACAAGUACAACAAGGGGCUAUCUCCACCCCAGGUUUUGGGGCUGUUGUUCAAGUCAGGCUAUUGCUCCCUGAAGAACUGGGUUCUGAUGUUGUCAUGAAGCCAGAAGUGUAGUCUGACCUUCACCUGACAUUGCAAAACCAGUGCCUAGUUGGUUUAUCUCUGGCCUAUGGAAGACAAGAUGUGGAUUGGUGUGGAGUGUGGCUACAAUGCUUGAGGGAUGUGGGGGCAAGUUCCUCAGAGGUGAUGGCUUCUUGGUCUCUUGAACACUAAGUUCACCCCAAAAGACUUGAAAACCAAGAGAUUUGCUGCAACUUCCUGUGGCUCAGGGUGCUGAAGAAUCAAGCCUUCAGCCACAGCUUGGCAAAGGCCAUUUGGAUUUUGUUGUCAUAAGAAACCUCUUUACAGAUACAAAUUUUCUUCAUUCAAUCUGUAAAUAAAAUAAAACUCAUUUGUUCCUUAGUUUUAAUCACUGAACUUUUGGGAGUAGUUGCUCUUACUGUGAGUUUUCAUAGGCUGAGGGACUGUUCUGCACCUCUUUCCUUCCAAGCAUCUUAAACCAAUGUGCGAUUGAUUGGUUUGGUUUCUUCUGCCUUUGUUUCCCUUCCAUCCAGGUACGUGGUGUGUGCUUCCCUUUUGUUGACUUUUCUUACCAACAUCAAGCCAAGCAUUUGGCUUUCAAUAAAACCCUUUGAAACAGUCAAA
Molecule: messenger RNA, 3059 nt
Organism: Melopsittacus undulatus (budgerigar)
Lineage: Eukaryota; Metazoa; Chordata; Aves; Psittaciformes; Psittaculidae
Gene: SUGP1
Product: SURP and G-patch domain containing 1
Exons: 14
Coding region: 19-1947 (642 amino acids)
Biological process (GO): RNA processing
Cellular component (GO): nucleoplasm
Molecular function (GO): RNA binding
Source: RefSeq, a predicted model, not a curated record